GCACUGCUGACUGGAGUGCACUGCAUUCUAAAAUGAAUGUUGUGAGGUCAAAUUUCUCUUCUGCUCUCCUUAGUAUAGAAGCUCUCGUUAAAGAGAGUGCGUUUAUAGCUAUAGACACAGAAUUUACAGGUCUAUCAACUAAUGAAAGCGAUAAUAGAAGUUUAUUUGAUACUAUUGAGUCCCGUUAUGCCAAGCUUCGUAGAACAGCCCAUAGUUUUACGAUAUGCCAAUUCGGAAUGUCAGUCUUUAUUAGCGACCCCGAAAUGAAACAUUACACCGCCCACUCAUUCAACUUCUAUUUGUUUCCGAAAACUUUUCAGCAUAUUUAUAACCCAAGAUUUUUAAUCCAGUGCGCCAAUAUAGAAUUUCUCUGUGAACAUUCGUUUGAUUUCAACAAGUGGUUCUACGAAGGGAUUUCAUUUUGCAACCGGCAGGAGGAGGCAAAGCUUACGACUGAAGUAGUUAGCAAGGAAGAAAAAGAGGACAUAGUUGGCUUUAGAAGACUUUUCCAGCUGCUAGUCGAAUCUAAGAAACCAUUACUGGGUCAUAAUAUGCUCCUUGACUUGGCGUACAUGUUCGAUUGCUUUCAUGAGCCACUACCAACUAGUUAUACAGAUUUCAAGGCCACACUUCAUUUGUUGUUUCCAGUCAUUAUUGAUACUAAGAACAUAUCAAGGGCUAUUAGGACAAAAAUGGACAAAUAUAUAAACAAGACGAGUCUUGAUGAGCUGUAUGCUUCAUUAAGCAAUGAAGAGUAUGCUAAAUCUGUCAUUUAUGCACCAGAUGUUGUUCAUAGUCCUGACUCCAGUAGAUAUGGCGAAACUAAGUGCUUUCAUGAAGCUGCUUAUGACGCUUAUUGCGUUGGAUAUGUAUUUCUAAAGAUGGCUCAUUUCCUUGCUAUUAGUAACAUGAGCCAUCCCAGACCAGUUCACUUUAAGCAGUAUCUGAAAACAAUCGAGCCUUACAGCAACAGGAUCAAUCUUGUUCAUGGUCCUAUUAAUUACAUAAACCUUUCUGGUCCUGAUCAAAAAGAAAGAGAGAACUAUAUUAUCAAAGUGAAGACUGCUAGUGGAAAAAAGAUCGAUUUAAAUCACCUGAAACAGGUCAUCAAGUAUGACACAGAGUUCAAGGUGUCAUCUAAAGACUCAGUGUUAGUUGGUAUACCAGUUAGUGGAUGGAUGAAACCAAUCAUAGAUGAAAUAGAAUCAAGUACAUCAGAAUAUAUAGUGGAGAGACAUAGUACUAUCAAGAAUACAAAAAGAUCUAGCAUGAAGAAAGCUAUACCAGUUAUUGCCCUUAUAACUUGUGCCUGUAUUGUCCUUUAUAAAUAUAAUUACUAAUACCAAGAGAUUACUAGAAAGAAGUCAUUUAUUUCUGCA
Messenger RNA from Amphimedon queenslandica, 1379 nucleotides. RefSeq names its product poly(A)-specific ribonuclease PARN-like domain-containing protein 1. The transcript is spliced from 19 exons. Gene Ontology annotation, molecular function: 3'-5'-RNA exonuclease activity; RNA binding. Gene Ontology annotation, cellular component: nucleus; endoplasmic reticulum. Bases 33 to 1340 code for a protein of 435 amino acids. The record is from RefSeq and is a predicted model, not a curated record. NCBI's taxonomy places the organism in Eukaryota, Metazoa, Porifera, Demospongiae, Haplosclerida, Niphatidae. Gene Ontology annotation, biological process: nuclear-transcribed mRNA poly(A) tail shortening; siRNA 3'-end processing; priRNA 3'-end processing.